Messenger RNA from Lactuca sativa (garden lettuce), 2802 nucleotides. RefSeq lists its product as uncharacterized. Gene Ontology annotation, cellular component: plasma membrane; plasmodesma. Gene Ontology annotation, biological process: protein autophosphorylation. The record is from RefSeq and is a predicted model, not a curated record. Lineage: Eukaryota; Viridiplantae; Streptophyta; Magnoliopsida; Asterales; Asteraceae. Gene Ontology annotation, molecular function: transmembrane receptor protein tyrosine kinase activity; ATP binding.
AUAUCUGACAAGUGAGAACGGGGACUAGACCAGCGAAGAGCAUUUAAUUGCACGUUGGAGGUCAAGUUUGAACGGUCAACAGGCGACUGUCAAAGAGGAGAGAGAUCGUACAGAAAGGGGUACAAGACAUCAACGAUGUUAACAGGUGACGUUCUUUCGUGAUAAGGUAGAAAGUGAUAUUCUUUAUGGAAGAGUUGUUAGUAACAGGAAAACCACCAUUGCAAAGUUUUCCUGAAGUGGUUACUAAGUUGAGGGAGUAAAGGAUAUAAUUUUGGAACUUGGAGGACCAGUCUGCAAGGAGUCAGGAAUGCAGCUUAUAUCUGUUAGGAGGUGUUUGAACAUCUUAGUAUCUGUUUGAUCAAAAUAAUAAUGGAGUCCUUCCUCAACGAGUUUCAACAUCUUGCAAUCCGACUUGAAGAGAUAAAGUCAGCCACCAACACCUUUGAUGACAGCAAACUUAUCGGAAAAGGUGGAUUUGGGAAAGUGUAUGAAGGAGUACUCUCUAACUCUAAGGAGAAGGAGCAUAUAACCAAGGUUGCAAUUAAGCGUCUAGAUCGCAAGUAUGGGCAAGGUGACCCCGAGUUCUUGAAAGAGAUCUUGCUUCUUUCGCGCUACACACAUGAAAAUCUCAUCUCUCUCAUGGGAUUUUGUGAUGAAGAUGGUGAAAAGAUCCUUGUGUACGAAUAUGCUUCUCAUGGAAGCCUUGAUCGCUAUCUAAGUAGUACUAGUCUCACAUGGAGACAACGUCUCAUUAUAUGUAUUGGGGCUGCAACAGGAUUGUGCUACCUUCAUGAUCCCAAGGAGACACAAGAAAGAGUUCUCCAUCGUGAUAUAAAAAGCUCCAACAUUUUACUCGAUGAGAAUUGGAAUGCAAAAAUUUCUGACAUGGGACUCUCGAAAUUAGGCCCUGCAAAUCAGCAACAUACAUUUCUUAUCUCCAAUGUUGCGGGUACCUUCUGGUAUGUAGAUCCGAUGUACAUGGAGACAAGUGUCGUAACAAAAGAGUCUGAUGUCUACUCUUUUGGUGUGGUCAUGUUUGAGGUAUUGUGUGGGAAGCUAUGCUUUGAAAAUACCAAUGGUAAUUUCAAGAGUUUCGUGCGUAUGUGGAAAAAGAGCUACAAACAAAAGAAAUUGGAUAAGAUUGUCUUUGAAGAUAUGAAGGAAAAGAUGGAUCCAAGGUCAUUGGAAACAUAUUCAUCCAUUGCCUAUCAAUGUUUGAAGAAAUCCCGUGAAAAACGACCAGAGAUGUAUCGUGUUGUGGAAGAACUUAAUAUUGCGCUUCGGUUUCAAGAGAAUUUUGAAGAGGCCAAACCACAAAUGAACUAUGAAGAGGUGCGUAAGUCAGCACAGUUUAAAAAAACAAAAGAGAUGUGUAAGACUGAGGUCCCUUCUCUAGCAUACAGAUCCGAAGAGGAAAUAAAAAUUCUUCUCUCUGAAGGAAUCUUCCUUAACCAGGGCAAAACGUGGUUUUGGUUAAAUAAGAAUGGAGAGCAUUGUGAAAUGAUAUCCGCAGCAGAGUGUUUCUAUCCAAUUACCAUUGCACCACAGUAUAUUGAAUUUUAUGCUAAGGAAAAAUCAAGAUUUACAGAGUACAUGAAUACACAAAUUUGUUUGGAUUUCAAAAUACAUGUCAAAACACAAUAUUUGUCUCCACAUAUCACAUACGCAGUUAACCUUGUGUUCUGUUUAUAUGACUCUGAUUCUACCAAUUCACACCUCGAGUACACAAUGGCUGGGGAAACAGAAUCUUCUAGUUUGUACUUAGCAGAUACGAGAGAAGAUGGAUGGUUGACAGCCGAAUUGUAUCAGUUUACUAGCGACAAUAGAUAUGUUGAUCUUGAAAUUACGUUCAAAUGUUGGAAUAAGUUGUUAGUAGAAGGCAUUGAGUUUGAGCCCGUGGAAAUAGUAAGCCAACAAAUUCUAGAACAUCAAGAAUUAGAGGAUGAGAGGGAGGUAGACAUGCAGGAGGACAUGUCUCAUUCAGAUGCAUAUUGGAAAGAAAAAUUACCUAGUGAUUAUGAAACCAUAAUCAAGUGGUCAAAAGAUAAGUUGCAUUGGACAACAAAGAAGGAACUUUAUUCUAUUCUUUGCAAAGGGUUCCUUAUCCAGAUCCAAGGCGAAGAGUGGUUUUCUCUCGACAAAGAUGGAAAUAAAUGCAUUAUGCUACCAGCAAAGGUGGCUUUGAAAAGAAAAAAGUGGAGUUGGAGAUAUUUACCCGAAUCAAGAUUUGAAGAAGUGGCUUUUGAUCCUACUUGGAGCUUUACUAUACGUUGCAAUACGUCCAAUAUAUUGUCAUCUGAAACAUGUUAUGGAGCUUACCUUAUUUACAAAUUACAAGAAAACCAUUCUGGAUUUGAGCCUCCUUUGAAAGUGUGGAUGACUAGUCAGUCAUUAUCAACAUCACGAUAUAUCUAUUUGAUUAGUCCUCAAACUCUAAUCAUUAGACGAAAGGCUUAUGAAAAUACUCACAAUCCAUUGAAUAGACCCAAAAUAAAAGGCCUUCCACAACAAAGGAAAGAUGGUUGGAUGGAGGUACAAAUAGAUGAACAACUUACACAAACUCCCUCGAGUUUUGUAAAACUUUCAGUCAACUUUCCCAUCGACCAGUCGCUUAAAGGGCUUAUUGUUCAAGGCAUUCAGUUCAGACCAUGUAAUUAGACACGAAUUAGUUGUAAAAGGCUUUCUUAUGCAUGAAUGGUUGGGCAUUAAAAAAGGGGUAAUGACCUAGAAAGGUAACGAACUUUGGUCUUUGUACACGUGUAGGUAACCAUGUUUUUUUCAUACACGUUUGACCAUUGAACU